Messenger RNA from Carassius auratus (goldfish), 4465 nucleotides. RefSeq names its product interleukin 21 receptor, tandem duplicate 1 (gene il21r.1). The record is from RefSeq and is a predicted model, not a curated record. Gene Ontology annotation, cellular component: external side of plasma membrane. Gene Ontology annotation, molecular function: protein binding; cytokine receptor activity. Lineage: Eukaryota; Metazoa; Chordata; Actinopteri; Cypriniformes; Cyprinidae. Gene Ontology annotation, biological process: cytokine-mediated signaling pathway. The transcript has 8 exons. Bases 2140 to 3792 code for a protein of 550 amino acids.
UUCAAAAACUAUUGUGAAUAUUUAACUCGAUACUAAGCCUUUACAGGUUAUUACAGGUUAAUAAUGGUUAGAAAAAAAAACUCCUUAUAAUAUUCAUCAGCAUUUUCUUCCAUUCUGACCUUUAAUAAAAUAACUUCAUAAACUAACUAAGACUGAAAUAUCACUGGUUUCACCCGACUGGUUGAGACUGCCAUAAAAGGUAAAUCGUAAUAACAUCAGUUUCACACCAGUAAAGAAAUGUCACCACAGUGUCUGAAACACAGGAGCUUUUACGUUUCUAUUUUAUAAGAACAUGCAGCAGUGAAGUUGUAGCAGUGGUGAUAAGCAACACUACAAUUGUGAUUGUGAAUUGUAAAAUCUCCAUUAGUGAAUGAGCCGACAAAAUCAUCCAAAUAAGGCCUUUCUCAACAAAGUUAUUGGCUAUUAUUAUGUGAUUCUUAAGUACAGUAAAUGUGAACUUUACUUUCUAAAUGUAUCAGGAGUGAUUAAUAGGUUGUAAUAUGUUCACAUAACAUCAACCAUUUAAUAGGUUUCCCUAUUUAAUUCAUUUAUAAAACCUGGUGCUCUGGGAUUUCUGAAAGGAGGAAGAGUCCAGCUCUCCCUUCAAUGCAGUGACAUGAAAAAUAGUAAAUUAAAAAAAGAAAAGAAAAAAAAAAAGGCCAAUCAGAGCUGGGCAUGAUUCACAAUGCUUACACUUUUCAUGAAAACCAAAGCACUGGAAGAAACCAGUUAAAAGGUUAAGUGGAAGUGGAGAAGGAUGAGAAAUCCAUGUGCAUUAUGCAAUAAUCUAAUAUUGUACAAUAACAUCUGAAUAUUACUGUAAUAAUAUCCGAAUAUUACUGUUUCAUCUGAACCAACUAUGUGACAUUUUAGAUACUUCCACUUCAGGGGUUAUUAAUGUUAUUAAAGUCACAAUGUAACAGAAAUAGCAUCAUAUUUUCAUCUGUAUUGUGACAGAGUAAAAUACAUGAUCUAAAAUGUAGGAUGGAGCUUGGUUCUAUAAACUGGUUGUCGAUUGUAUAUUGAGAUGUAGACAUUGCACUUAAAUGAAUGCAAGCUUCAGGUGGAUUAUUAGAAAGGGACAGGGUUUAAGAAGACUAAAUGAUCUGAGAAAUUGGUUUCACCUGAAGAUUGAUGACAUUUUAUUGAACACUGUGGCCCAAAACAUAUGCACGGUUUGCACAGAAUAUGCAUAGCAGAGUUCACAAUAACCUCUAAACUCCUCUUCUUUUUUUUUGCCAGGACAUUAUCCAUUAACCAACUAAUUUUACUGACAUUCCAUUAAACCUAAAACACAACAAAAGCCUAAAAUAUUAAUUCUGUACAUUGUUCCUUAUUUUUAGUGUGCAAAUAUGCAUUUAGAAAACUGAUGACGUGAAAUUCAUUUCAUGCAGACUACAAGGCGACUUGAUGAUUAUAAACAUGUUAAUGUCGGUUAUUUGCGGAAAACGUAUGUAACUUACAGUAAAAAUCUGUAAAAGGAGAAGCGAAAAUGAAAAAAAUAAAAUAAAUAAAUUAUGCAUGGUUCUCAUAUCCAAGGAAUUCGAAAAUUACCAUUUAUUCCGAAACUUUGACGGGCAGAUAACUUUAAUAAAAGGAAGCGAUAACCAUUACCAUACAGGUUCAUUAAAUCGCGGGAAACUAUUUGCAGACAUUAAAAAUCUAUUAAAAAAAAAGAAAAAAAAGAAAAAAAAAGACAGAAAACAGUAUUUUUUUGGUAUAAGAUCAGAGCAUGAACGGGAAAGCGCGAAGGCAUAUGAAAAUUACUUUCAAAAUUUCUAUAGUUAGCGCAAACAAAGCAGUGUACUAUAAUGAAUAUGGUCUCCUAUGUUAGAUUAGAGUGAAUAACGCAACGCGAAUAGAAUGAAUCGACUUGCGCAGUUUUCAGCGCGUUGCCGCACACCAGCACCCCUCACUGGGCACUUUAACCGUUCAAUGUGGUCAAAAUCGCAGUUUUUACCAUGUGCCUGAGUAAACACUACAUGUAUGAAAUGAAUGCAAUUACUGGAUUAUAAUGCAUGCGCGCCGUAUUUGUCGCGUCGCGUGUGUGGGUGAACGGUUAGCCUAGCAUAGCUGGCUAGCUAACAAGAGCCGCAAACAAAAACACCGCAAACUACGUUUGCAUGUGGGCUCUGUACAAUGCAUCUGAGCAGGGCUGACUGCAGAUUCGUACCUUGUUCCUCCAUGAUGGCUUUAUGGCAAGCCCUAGCCUUGCUUGUAAUUUGUGGACUUACUGAGUGCAGUGUUGCUUUGAGAAGAAAUGCUACCGCUUCUGUAUCUCGACCGACCACAUUUCCUCUCACAUCACUGUUUGCAGAUGAUGGCGUGUGCAGCGUGACCUGUACCACAGACUUCAUCUCCACGCUGAACUGCUCUAAUUCUGACUCGGCAGGAGCAGCUUCGUGUCUCGUUGAGGCUGAUUGCAGGGAUGAAUAUUUUUCGACGAAUGGGAGCUGCAGUAUCAAAUCCCCACAAUCCUGGUGCACAAUGGAGCCAGACGAUGUGGAUUUUAUUAUGUCCUAUGAUACUACCUGCUCUAUCGUAGUAACACAAAUGGCCAAACAAGGCAACAUGGAGAUCCCUGCAAAGAGUCACUCUGAAACAAUACUUUUAUACAAAUUUGUUAAGCCAAAACAACCUUUCAACUUAAAUAUACAAAAAAUUGAUGAUGCUUUCAACCUCACUUGGGAUGUGGCUUAUACGGGUGACGAUCUGUGUACAAAAUUAUACUACAGAGUACGAUUACGAUCUAAAAGUGACCCAGAUGAGAUGGCGAAAAUUUUCCCGCUGCAGCAGAACCAACAAUCAAUGGUUAUCAUCAGUAAAAAGCUCCUGCCAGGAAGGCAGUAUGUGGCAGACGUUCAGGUUGCUGUGGAUCCAAAAUGGUUCACAUCUAUGUGGAGUGAAUGGAGCAACAGUGUUGAAUGGACAUCUGAUUCUGAACACCCAGAGUCAGAACAGUACUAUUUCCUGCUGUUGGCACUUCCUGUUUUGGUGGUGGUGCUACUUGUGUCCAGUGUGAAAUUAGGGGGCAUCAAAAAGCUAUCCUUAUGGCAACACAUCCCAAGCCCUCAUGAGUACUUCACACCACUCUACCAUACAUAUCAAGGAGACUUUAAGAAAUGGGUAGGACCAGUCCUGACUUUCAACAGCUUUGAUGUCCUUGAGAAGAGCACCACUUUGCAGGUGCUUUGUGAGAAGCAGCAGAAUGAAAGCUCAGAGGAACCUGCUAACAGUGGUCCAGUGGGUCAAAACUCAUCUAAACUCUACUUCCUUGGAGGCAACAGUCAGAGCAUCGCACACUCCAGCGGCCACAUAUCGAUGGACACCGUUACAGUGUCCGGUCAGGAGGGUGUCGUGGCCGACUGGUCCGGUGACAGCCACAGACUAAGCCUAGAGGACUUCCUCAACGACAAAGACGCCAAUCAGAGACCGGCUGAGAUCGAUGCAAGGCAGCCUCUUAUACCUGACGGCAGGAGGAGUUUACAGGGUUCAGACUGUGAUGACUGGCAUCUACAGGAGCACGACCUGGAGAACAUUGAGCAGGUCUCGCUGGACUCCUACGUUUCUAAUGAGCAGUCCGAUGAUGGUUACCCACAAAUGGGAUUGGAUUUGGACACCAUAGACAGUGGAUUUCAGGAGUCAGACUGUUCCAGCCCCUCAGCAUUUGAUGGGAACGAGCAAAUAGACACUUCAUCACUGGAUGGCGUGGGUCGCUCCCAUUCAAAUUAUGUCAAACAGUGGGUGACUUUUACAUCAGUUCAAGUUGAUGCCCACAGCACUGGAAACUAGCUGUUCAUGGGUACUUCGAUUGCUACAUCAAACUAAAUCAAUCACAACUGAAUAAUGAACAAUAGAAAGUGGAAGCAUCUACAAAAUGUAUGAAGACCUCACUGGUUGCACCUAACUUGCUCACAGUUUUUUUGUUACACUGAACUGUAUUUGUGGCAUAAUGGACAUAACAUAAAUAGACUCAUUAGACAUCAGCUGUGCGGUUGUUCACAGGACAUUGGUCUACUGUAUAUUAAGACUGCAGGACAGUAUGUAUGGCCUUAUCUCAAUUUGCAAACUAUCAUUCCUUUAGGCCUAUAGACAUUGGUCAGGGUAGCGCCAUAUUUCAUAUUUUACAGGAUGAGUAGUGAGAGACUGAAGUACAGUGCUUUCAAAGGAUUGUACUGUUUUUUAACAAUUUAACAAUUGUUCAGCCAACGAAACAUCUUAACGGAAAAAUCUAAGUUAACCAAAACUUUAUAAAACCGUUUUCAAAUUUGUGAGUAGUGCUGUCAACUGAUCAUUCACAAUUAAUCGCAUCCAAAGCAAAAGUUUUUGUUUACAUAUAAUAUGUGAGUGUACUGUGUAUAUUUAUCAUGCUUGUAUAUUUUUAAGAAAAAUAUGUUUUACUUAUAUAUAAAAUAUAAAUGUUUAUAUACGGGUACAUCUCAAUAAAGUAGAAUGUUGUGGAAAA